This is a messenger RNA of Frankliniella occidentalis (western flower thrips), 3038 nucleotides long. Its product is annotated as oocyte zinc finger protein XlCOF6-like. NCBI's taxonomy places the organism in Eukaryota, Metazoa, Arthropoda, Insecta, Thysanoptera, Thripidae. The record is from RefSeq and is a predicted model, not a curated record. Bases 94 to 2208 code for a protein of 704 amino acids. The transcript is spliced from 2 exons.
UGCAAGUGGCGCCACUACGGGUUUUAUCAGAACUACUUUACUCAUCAAUACAUCGUCUACACAAUGUUUAUGUUCUUUUGACGUUUAAAACUGAUGGAAAAGUCAAAUGAAAUCGCCAUUCUUCAAAGGAAAUCGACGAAAGAUGGAGGCUCUUCCUGUCCAUGGUGUUCAGAAGCGUUUAGUGACCUUCGGGUACUUAUGGAUCACUGGGAGCACUGCAAGAGCCGACAGCAACUUCAAGACAGUUUAGAUUCCUCAAGCGUAUCUGAUUCAGAUACCACUGGUUCUGGUGACAUUGGUGAGAAAAAUAACAGUGAUGAUGAUAGCAUUGCAUAUCAUAGUGAGGGUGAGAAAACUGUAACUGAAGUGUCCAGAAAUGGAAAUAGUAAUUCGCUAUCAUGUAUUCUCUGUAAGCUUGAGUUUAGCAGCGAAUUAGAUUUGAAAGUUCAUGAACAACUUCAUCUGAGAUGUCAUGAUAAGAAAUACUCUUGCUCUAUUUGUGGAGACAAUUUCUCUACUAGUAUUCUUCUUCAUAGUCAUCUCAAAAGUCACAUAGAAUCUAAAUCCUUUUCCUGUUCUCAAUGUGGAAUUCACUCUCUGACAAAAGACGAAUAUCUGGUACACAUGGACAUUCAUGCUUCUGAAAAAUCUAAUAAUUGUGCAGACUGUCCAGAAAAUUUUUCAUCUGACAGUGGUUUAAAAAAUCACUUUUGCAAACAUAACAAUGAAAAGAGCUUCUCAUGUCAUGAGUGCCUCAUGAAAUUUCAUACAGAAGAGGAUUUAAAGUUGCACGUGCUUGCACAUUCUGAUCAAAUAUUAUUCUUCUGUAAUCAAUGUGAUUUAAAGUUUCAUUUGCAAAGUGAUCUUCAAUUACAUGUUUUAAUUCAUCCUAAGCAGAAGAUUUUCUCUUGUUUAGAAUGUGGUAAAGGUUUCUCUAAAGCAAGUGACUUGAGACGUCACAACCUAGUUCACACUGGAGAGAGACCUUUCCCAUGUAUAGAAUGUGGCUCAAAGUUCGGCACAAGUAGCCAGCUAAAAAGACAUGCAAUCAUACACACAGGAUUUCGUCCGUAUGCAUGCACAGAAUGUGAGAUGCGGUUCUACAAAGGAAGUGAUCUCACUCGCCAUAUGAGAACUCAUACUGGAGAAAAGCUUUUGAAGUGUGACUUCUGUGGGAAAGGUUUCAUGCGAUUAAAUGAUCUGAAACGUCAUAUUUUGCUUCAUGACAGAGAUAACAACUUUUCUAGUUUUUUCCAAAUUGAAUCAGCAAGAAACAAGAAGGAGGAAGUAUCUCAUUUCACAUGUGCAGACUGUGGAUUUGUUUCCCAAAACUCAGAUGAAUUUGAAAAACACAAACUUGCACAUGGGGAUAAAAAAUCCCUUGCCUGUUCAGAGUGUAAUGCAAGCUUUUCUGAAAAUACUGACUGGGAAAAGCACAUGAUGUCACACUUAGUUGAAAAGCAGCUCUCAUGUACAUUGUGUGACCUCAAAUUUUAUACAAGUAGUGAUUUAAAGAAACACAGUCUUUCGCAUGUACAACAUAAACGUUUUCCAUGUACUGAGUGUGGAAAAAGCUUUGGAAAGAGAAGUGAUUUCAAACGACACUCUGCUGUUCAUAUGAAAGUAAAGCCAUUCACCUGCGGUGAUUGUGGUGUGAGUUUUGCUAUGGAAAGUCAGCUUAGGAGACACUCAAUGAUCCAUGGAGCUAAUAAGUCAACAUUUUCAACUGUGAAUGAUACUUCUCAUCAGGCAACAAAUGAAAUGGUCAGUACAGCAGGAUGGCACAAUUCAGAUAUAUCUAAUAUUAUUGAUAUUUAUUACAAGGAGUAUUUUAAAGAAAUAGCAUACUUUAACCAUUUAAAUGAGUCAAGUCAGGCAGGUGUAGAUAAAAGCCAGCAGUCAUCUGCGGGAAAUUCAAAUUCCAAACAGCCAAAAGUUGAAUCAGGAAACAUGGAAUACUGUUGCUCUGUGUGUGGAGAAGGCUUCAGCAAAGCAUCUAAACUUGUCAAGCAUAGCUUAACACAUUCCAAUGAGACUGGAGUAGUGUGUGCAGUUUGUAAAGCUGAAGUUGGAUCAAGAGUUGCACUUGAAUCCCACAUUCUUACACAUAUUGAAGAAAAACCCUUUCUUUGUAUUGAAUGUGGAGAUGAAUUCCACACUGAAUGUGAACUUGAAGCACAUUGUUCCAACCAUAUGAAUACCUCAUGAGAGUGAUUUUUACUCUUUGGCAUAUGUAUAGUAAAUGCCUGCUUUUGGAGGAAUUAGUAAGCUAUUUUGUGUGUUGUCCUUUGUGUUUGUGUGUGUGCUCAGUAAAAAGUUUUGGGAACAUGGAAAAGUACCUACUGUUUAGGUAUCGUAAUAUUUGACCAAUGAAACCACUCUAAUGUCCUCAUUGCUGAUUAUUUUAGUUAUGGUUGUUAAGAUGUAUUCAGAAAAAUUUUAUAGACUUUGUAUGAUUAUAAUUAUGUUAUAGUAUGACUACUACUAUGGAUGAUCAGGUGUAUGAUGUUUGCUCCCCAUAUUUGAAGCUGAUUUAUUACUGUUACCUAUAAGUGUGUUGUAUGCUUGUUUUAUUAUUUAGUAGUUGGAGCUCAUAUUACUGUUCACAAAGUUAUGAAGCGGGUCUUCAAAAGUCACUGUUGGCAUAGAAAUGCUGCAAGACUCAUUCUUUUAAGUUACCUAAAUACAAAACAAAGUUAACAGUUUUUCAAAACUUGUUUUGCAAAUCUUUGUUUGUUGGGGGCUUUGACCUAUCUUAUUACAUCAAUUUUGUUAAAGUUAAUUUUCAAAGCAGAAAUAGGUAAUAUCAAGCCUGGAUCAAUAUUUUAUAUUUGUUAUACACCCUGCAGCUAAAAUUGAGUUUACUAUCUUAUAUGUACUGUUAGUUGAAUGAUAUGAUGUGUGAGGUGCCACUCAUGUUUUGUUAGUGUUUUCAUUUUGUUCUCUCCUUAUUUUUGCUGUUGCUAUGGCUUUGUUAUGUUUUGUAUUUUCCCCCACCUCUCAUUUGUGAUCAUAUUAUACAAAUUUUCAAAGAGCAA